UUGCAAGCAUGUCGGGAAGGCGGACGCUGCAUUCGAAGCUAUGCGCGAGCUUGCUGGAGCGUCUGCCAUCCUUCAUGGAUGCAAUGAAUGAGUUCCAGUACAUGCACGCGAAAGAGGUGAUUCCGGCGGAGCUUGCGGACGUGCCCGAGUGGAAACAUUUGGCCAAGGUGUUUCAUUUCUGGGCAGACUGCGAUAGCACGUAUCACAAAAUGGCCUUCAUUGGCGCGAACAACAAAUUGGCCGGCACGAUUCUUCAUCAGCUGUACCAGCACCUGAAGCGCCACAUUGUUCAAUGUUUAAACUUGUUGUACACCAAUCCAAGCACCAGGACGUCAUCAGAGGGAGUGGAAGAUCGUUUUGGCCGCAUCAGGACCCCGAAAUCGGGCCAAUCCUUGAAAGAUAUCGUGCCGGUUGACCCGACACUGCUCUCUCGAAUGCAAGACAUCCAAAUAUUCUUUGAGCAGUGUAGCGUCCUGUUCUCGCAACGAGAAGCGAUGGUGGCACUCUACGUCGGCUUGACGGGGGAACCCGAUUUCGUCCAUUUCUUAGUUGAUUAUUACGAGAUUCGUGACGAAGUUGCGCAUGUCAUGGAAGAAUUGGGGAGUCUGAACCAUCCAUUGAUCGAGACUCUUCGCGAUUUUGCACUCCUCGAGAGCAAGGCACUUUUGGCGGCCAUCGAGAGCGAGAUUGCAUUGUCCGAUUUCGAGUACAUCAAGUCCAUUACAAUGUUGCAUCGACUGAAAAGUUGUAUGGAAACAUGGAGCGAUGGGUUGCACGCGAUUGAAGAGGACGUAGUUGUUGUUGGAAAACUCAACCUGGUGGCGGAAAAUCCCACUGGGACGUCACCUCGCGAAUCCUCCUUUACUUUCGAUAAACCAUCGAAGCGACAACUGAAGAAAAAACAACUUGCCGAAUCGUCGUCGGUCGCCAUCACAACAAGUGCACAUUCGCUGUCGAAAUCGUCGAGUCAGCUCUCCAUCGAUGUGACGUCGACGAAUAUUGUACCUGAAGACAAUACCAUUGUCCUUGCAAACUUCUGCUGGGCGAGAAAGCUGCAGCAGUCGUUGGUUCGCAAGUUCACCACGUACUAUUACAAGUGGCUGCGAGUUUAUGACAUUCAAAGCGCGUCGAUCGCACCAUCCAUUGCCCAGAAGUCUCAACUGCGGCCGCCUAUAUUGGACAUCCUUGAGCCCUUCUUUUCGAGAAACUGUACGGGGUGCCUUUCACGUUUCAGAAUUGAAGUUGAGUGGACCUGUAUAGUUAAGGAGCAAGACGUGGCACACAUGACGAUUGUGAUCAACACAAACAGCCUGCCAAACAACGGAGCGGCAUUCCACAUGAACGGGUACCUGUGUCCUGCGCACAUUGAGAAGCCGGAUCCGUCCUUCAACGUCAUGCAACACAUUCGAGCAGCUAACAAAACGUAUUUCGGCCAAGUGUCUCGCUACGACGAAGAUAUCGAUGGCGAAUUUACUGCGCCGUGGGGCGUCGGAACGUGGCCCGCAGUGUUUAGCUUUCCCAAGGCUGAAUUGAGCUCGCUACUCAUUCAAAAGCAUUGGCCCAAUGUGAUCAUGCUUCUCACGAACCUUCCUCGGUGGGACAUCCUGGACAAGCACGGGUCGAAGCAGACCAAGCCAAUCACCAUCCAUCACGAGAAGCAGAUGAAUACCACGUAUGCCGUCGCUCGGAUCGACCCGAACGUGUACUUGACGUUUCUUUGCGAGAAACGGAAGCAGAGCGUGACAGAAAAGGCCAUCACAGAUGCCAUGACUGCUAUGCUCCACACGCUGCAGCAUGGCAGCGUUUUUCAAAAGUAGCUACAGAGGCAUCUAAACGCGUUGUUGAGACCACGUCACAGGCGCCGCCAGUUGUCCAUUCCAAUCCUGUGAAUCAAGGGAGAGAUGAGCAUGGAGAGGUUGUAGGGAGCUCCCUCGAUGUAUGAAUAGUAAUACUACGCAUGUACCUA
Messenger RNA from Aphanomyces invadans, 1966 nucleotides. RefSeq lists its product as hypothetical. The transcript is spliced from 12 exons. Gene Ontology annotation, cellular component: KICSTOR complex. Gene Ontology annotation, biological process: cellular response to glucose starvation; cellular response to amino acid starvation; negative regulation of TORC1 signaling. Bases 9 to 1817 code for a protein of 602 amino acids. The record is from RefSeq and is a predicted model, not a curated record. NCBI's taxonomy places the organism in Eukaryota, Oomycota, Saprolegniomycetes, Saprolegniales, Verrucalvaceae.